UCAACUUACAUUGAGCUCCUCUUGAAGCAACUUGAAUAAUAAUAAGAAAAGUCAAGCCAACCGCGCACCUUGCAUCAGCCAACAACUCAAAAUAUGGCCAGCAAACCGAUUGAGGUGCCCAUGCAGGCCUAUGCCGGCCGGCUGCUCAUCAUCGAGAAUCUGAUUGUGCCCGAUCUCAGUGACGACGAGAAGUUGUCGGCGGGCAAGAAAUCAUUUGCGGGUCCCAAGUUUUCGGACAUGCCGCGCCCGUCGUUCUUCGAGCCGAAAGUUAUUGAGAAGACGCUGUUCAAGUAUUGCGCCGUGGAGGGCGUCACCAAGGACUUCAAGGACGACAUUUUGAAUGCCCUGCUCGCCGCCGUGGAGACCUAUGUGAAGUAUGUGAUGCUCUCGGCCAUCGAGCUAUGCGAGCAUCGCUCCGGUAACAAUCUGUACAACGAUCCACGCUGUGUGGUGAUGCACGAUAUGCGCACCACAAUGAUGUUUCUCAACGAUCGCGAGGUGGCCGACUACGGCUGCUCGGAUGAUGAUUCCACCUACGGCCAUCGCAGGCGCUGGAUGAAAUUGCAACGUAAUCGCUCCCACAAUUCGGGCGAAAACGAAAUGCGUCUGGAGUCAACGAAUUAUACGGCUAUGAUGGCACUGGGCGCUCGCAAGCCACUUCGACCGACUAGCUUUACCGCAAUCGGCGGACAGGCACCAGCUGGCGGUGCACAGCCGCCGCCGCCGCCACGUUCGUUCAUCAUACGCGUCAAGCACAUGAAUGUAAAGGAUAUAAUACAGUUCAUGGAGACGGAGAGGCGCUAUUACAGAUCCAGGUUGCUCUACGAUGCGUACUUAAACUAUAAGUGGUAGACGGAGAGAGAGAGAGAGUAAGAUAGAAAGAUGGAGAAGAGUGGAGGGAAGUGCGGCUUAGACAUGUCGCUGCACGCGCACUGCGAUUUCAUUUAUAAUCAUGUUCACUCUACAGUUCACUCUAGUUCAAUGAACUUCCUUUUGAAAUAAAUCAGAACAAAAGCCCAAG
Messenger RNA from Drosophila arizonae, 1021 nucleotides. It is a transcript of the gene nht, whose product is annotated as no hitter. Lineage: Eukaryota; Metazoa; Arthropoda; Insecta; Diptera; Drosophilidae. The record is from RefSeq and is a predicted model, not a curated record. Gene Ontology annotation, biological process: DNA-templated transcription initiation. Gene Ontology annotation, cellular component: transcription factor TFIID complex.